CCAAAUACUUGAGCUACUGAGCCACACACUUACACUGACUCAGCUUAAGUUGCAGAGACACAGUGGACUUUCUGUUGGAUGUCAGACAGAACGGCAAAGGACCCCUCACUAACAGGAACCUAAAACACACAAACACUUGGGAACACUUCAAAUGCGUGAUCUGACUCUGCAAGGGGAGAACAUGUUCACGUGGAGUCUUGGCUUUUCACAAUGUUUCAUUCCUGCUUAUAGCUAAGGUUUUUUUUAGCCGUCGUCACUCUAAGGUUGCCCAUUAAUGGUUUGGAAUUGGGAAUGUAAAGCUGUUUUGUUAGCAUGUCUGCCUUACAAUUCCUUUACUGUAAGUCGAGGCCUGCUGGAGCUCAAUUCUGCUUCAUGGCACUUGUAUUUACUCUUUAUUUUGCAUUACAUUAUGUGUGAGACUAACCCCUUUCUCUACCUGUCCAUUCCUCCUGUCGAGCUCCAUACAGAACUGGUGGAGAAAAGGGGUGCUUGGAGGGGGGGACGAUAUCUCUGGAUGCCCACUUAAGAAAUAUCUGCGUUACCUUCCAAUACACCUUCCAAACUUAAGUGGAUUGAACAUGGGUGCUGUUGAAUUAAUAAAAAAAUGCUCUGUAUUAAAAAUUAUUUUGUUUAUAUAACAUAAAAUUGAACUAUAAACAUGAAAUUUAAAUCUGUUGAGUUUAUAUAUUGACAAAAUAAUAAUUCUGAAUUUUGAACCCUCAUUGAACAAAAUUAAACUUAAUAUGGACAAAUGGAAAGCAUUGAAAUUAUCCUUAUGGGGGGAAAGUUAAUGUUACUAAAAUGGUUGUGGUGCCUCAAGUUAAUUAUCUCUCUAUGAUGCUUCCAUUUAAUAUUCCGCAAAGGAUAUUUAAGCAGUACGAGAGUAUAGUAAAAGAUUUUUGUUGGGAAAGAAAAAACCUAGGAUUAAAAUUACUUUGCCCAGAGACAAGGGAGGUCUAGGAUUGCCAGAUGUUAGAUUAUAUAGCAUGUCAUUUGAAAUAGCCAAACUCUACUAUCACUGGAAGAAUGUGAAUUCUGAUGUGGACUGGAUAGCUAUCGAGAGCGAUUUGGCUUCACUAUUUCAACCUCUGCACAUUCUGUGACAAUGGGGGAAAAUAUAAGAAACACAAACCCGAUAAUAUCUUUUUUGAGGAAUGUAUGGAUCAAAAUACAUAAGAAGCUUAAAGUAUCACAUUACAUGCAGCCAUAUUCCUCAAUUUGGCACAAUCCUGAAAUACAAAUAGGAAAAAGUAUGGAAACAAUGGCAACCCAAAGGGGUGAAAACUCUUUGGGAUUUAUUUGUAAAUGGGAUGUUUAUGUCAUAAUCAGAUGUAAAGAGUAAGUAUGAUGUAGAAGGAGGAGGGAGUUUUUGGAAGUUUUUGCAACUGAGGCAUUGAGUCACGAGUGUUAAAAUAGAGAAGAUGAAUGGUCAAGAAUACUUUCUAGAGAGGGGAAAUAUAGGGAAGUAAAAGGUAAAUUUAUUCAGUAUAAAAUUAUACACAGAUAGUACUGGACACUAGUUAGACUAAAUAGAACUGGACUAAUUAAUACUGAUCAGUGUUGGAAUUUUAGAAGGCUUAUUUACACAUGCUGUGGCAGUGCUCUCAGGUAUAUCCAUUUUGGGGUAGAGUUCUUGGUCUCCUGGACAAAUGGCUAGGCUUUACUUUACCCCGCAAACCCGACUCUGUCUGCUAGGAGAUAGAGUGGAAUUGCCAAAGGUGAAUAAUAAACAGUUUAAGGCUGUGAUGGUGGGACUCAUAACUGCCAUGAGGGUAAUAUUAGGGCAUUUAAAAUCCUGAAUAAUCCCUAAUAUAUAGAAAUGGACCGAUGAGAUGAUUAAGGCAGCUUCAUAUGAAAAAAUGUUGGACAGACUAAAUGGGAAAAAAGAUAUGAUGAAAAUGUGGGAACGUUUCUAGGGCCAUGUUUUUGAAGGAUAAAUGGCUGGGAGGUUGAACUAGUGAUUGGUCAUAUUGUUUUAUAAAUGUGAAUGGCUGAAGUGCUGUAACUUUUUGGUUUGAAAAACAAGAAAAAUUUGAAUUACAAAAUAAAAUAUUUUUGGAUAGUAAUUUCAUGUAACCAUUUCUCUUAAAAUUAAUUACAUCCAACUGUACAUUUUUUAGUGUAGGUAGGUAGAUGGAUCGAUAAAAUUAAAUAAUGAUUACAAAUCACAAAUAACUAUUACAGUCAUGGCCAAAAAUAUUGGCACCCCUGCAUUUAUGUCAAAAAACACACCCCUUCUUCCAGAAAAUUGUUGCAAUUACAGAUGCUUUGGCAUUGUCAUUAAUUUCUCUUGUUGGCACUUGAAGAAAACAAAAAGAGGAAGAAGGAAAAACACAAAUCGGAGAAAUUCCACGCCAAAGGGCACCUGCCCUUCUCAUAUUGUCUCAAAAACCCAAAGCCCCAGAGAGCAAGUCAGAGUGCUAAGAAUUAUAGCGCCAACAAGCCCAUGGCCCCUUUUCAUGUAAAACUUCGUAUAUGAGGAUGUUUGUGCAGUUUAGUGCCUCUCUUAGCCUCGGCUCCUGUAAAUCAUAUAAGCACACCCACCACACCCCCAGGAGCAUUCCGCGUGCCCCCACCUGCCAACCUGCCUGUCCCCCCCAGCCCACAGGCCGUCUUUUGUUCUGAAAUUUAUCCACAUGACUCCUGACCAAGUCUAAGGUAAAUCAGAUUCCAUCUAUUAGAAAUGAAAUUUUCAGUAAAAUACAAAUUUUUCCCCCAAUCUGUGAGACAGUGCAGAAUUUUUGGAGUCGGUCCUAACUCUGUCUUGAAUAUGUACCCAGCAGGCACCUAGGACUCGUAUCUCCCUCUGAGAAUCUUUCUAAGGCGCUCAGCAGCAGAAAUUCUCCAUCCUAGAUGAGCCUGCAAAGUUCUGUAGAAGUUAAAUAUACUUUAGUCAAAUGAGAGACUAACCUGUUGUCAGGCAGGGGAAGCUUGAACAAGGCCUUCAUUCAUGACAUCUUCACUUGGCUUUUUGACGAAUCCCCAUUUAGAUGCAGCACGUCAGAGACUGAAGAGCAGGAUGAAGGCUGUUCCCUGGUUUUGGUCUACAUUCCUCGGUCCUCUGCUAUGGAGUCUACCUUCUGCUUCACCUCAUUCUGGAGCCGCCCAUCCAGUCAGCGGCCCAUGUCCCCCUGGUUCCCUGUUUCCUGAGUCUCCAUGGACCUGAGUCCAGAGAAGCACUCUGAUCUUGAGGACAUCCGGCUGAGGAAAGGAGCCCUUCUGCUGGAGAUCCAGAGGCUGCGGGAGGCGCUGAGAGAGGCCCUCAUGGAAGUGGAGGUCCUUGAAUCCAGCACCAAACGCAGCCAAAUCUUAGAAAAGAAUAGGCAUGUCGCCAUGGGAAGAAAGAAAUUCAACAUGGACCCUAAGAAGGGUAUCCUGUUCAUGGUACAAAACAAUCUUCUCCGGCACACGUCUGAGGACAUCGCCCAGCUCCUAUACAAGGGAGAGGGGCUGAACAAAACAGCCAUUGGGGAUUACCUGGGUGAGAGAGACGACUUCAAUAUCCAAGUCCUCCAAACAUUUCUUGGGCUUCAUGAAUUCGCAGGGUUCAACCUGGUACAGGCUCUCAGGCAGUUCCUCUGGAGUUUCCGUCUGCCAGGAGAAGCACAAAAGAUUGACAGGAUGAUGGAGGCCUUUGCGCAGAGGUACUGUCAAUGUAAUCCUGGAGUCUUCCAGAACAUUGACACCUGCUAUGUACUUUCAUUUUCCAUAAUCAUGCUAAACACUAGCCUUUAUAAUCCAAAUGUGAGAGACAAGCCCAGUGUGGACAGGUUCAUCUCCAUGAAUCGAGGAAUCAAUGAUGGAGGCAACCUGCCAGAUGAUCUCCUCCGAAAUCUUUAUAAGAGCAUAAAGAAUGAGCCAUUCAAGAUUCCUGAAGACAAUGGGAACAAUGCCUUCUUCAACCCUGACAGAGAGGGUUGGCUCUUCAAACUGGGAGGAGGACGGGUGAAAACAUGGAAAAGGCGGUGGUUCAUCCUGAUGGACAACUGCCUUUACUACUUUAAACAUACUACGGAUAAGAAACCCAGGGUGAUCAUUCCGCUGGAGAAUCUGAGCAUCCGUGAGGUGAAGGAUCUCAGGAAGCCUAACUGCUUUGAACUGUACAUCCCUAACAACAGCAGACAGCUGAUGAAAGCCUGCAGAACGGAGGCGGACGGCCGCCUGGUAGAGGGCAAUCAUGUGGUGUACCGCAUCUCGGCGCCAACCCCUGAGGAGAAGGACAAGUGGAUACAGAGCAUCACUGCUGCUGUGAGCGCUGACCCUUUUUAUGAGAUGCUGGCAGCAAGAAAAACACAGAUCUCUUAAAACAGGGGUGUCAGACUCAUUUUCACCCCGCGCCACAUCAGCAUCAUAGUUGUCACCUUAUUCGGCCCUCAGGAAACCACCAUGUCCCCCACAGACGUCCCGAUGUCAUGUAUUUGGUGCCAGAAUUAUAGAACACACAGGACUAUUUGUGCCAGAUUCCAGAGGAAGAAGUCAACCACUGUGAAAAUGACUGCAUUCACAGACGUGACAUUGCUUGUGAUGAUGAUGUCUUCACGUUGUGCACCUCUGUCAUGGCAGAGAAUGGUCUUGAUGUUCCUCUGGAUGCUUAUAAGGCAAUUGACCUCUACCUGCGCCUACGAGAAGAAUGAUCAGUUCUUCUACACAUUGAACGAUAAAGACUGUGUGAAUAUGUUUGGAUGUGCUAUUGCAGAAAGUAUUUAUUUCAGAACAAGGAACUUUGCACAAAACAACUGACUAUUUGACUAUGAUCGCCCACUCAAACAUUUGGGCCCAAAAUUGUUGUUGCAGACAUUCUUUGCCUUUAUAAUGUGGUCUCACAAAGUAAUGUUUAACCUUAAGGUAGCAUGACUGAAUACCAGGUUUUGUUUUGAGGCGACUUAUUGUUCACUACAGAUUUUAUCAUCGAAAUGCCCUGUCCUUUUUUUGUAUAAAUGUGAAAUUAAAUGUUAUUUGCACUGUAUUGCUGAUCUUUAUGUCAGAGUACCUUUUUUUCUGAGAAUCCACACUGCUCUAAAUUUGCAUCAACAUGAUUGGGAUUGGGAUGGAAAAAUUAUUUUCCAUCUUAACCCAUAUUCUAAGCAUAUUGAUUUCUGUUGUAAAUUUUACUUUUACAGCAGUAUGAUUUAAGACACUAACAGCAAUCCAUUUUUCAACCAGUAAUUGUUAAUGUGAUAGGAAUUGCAUUCAACAGCA
Messenger RNA from Brienomyrus brachyistius, 5199 nucleotides. RefSeq names its product cytohesin-2-like. Gene Ontology annotation, biological process: regulation of ARF protein signal transduction. Bases 3157 to 4305 code for a protein of 382 amino acids. The transcript has 3 exons. Lineage: Eukaryota; Metazoa; Chordata; Actinopteri; Osteoglossiformes; Mormyridae. Gene Ontology annotation, molecular function: guanyl-nucleotide exchange factor activity. The record is from RefSeq and is a predicted model, not a curated record.